Molecule: messenger RNA, 3978 nt
Organism: Argentina anserina (silverweed cinquefoil)
Lineage: Eukaryota; Viridiplantae; Streptophyta; Magnoliopsida; Rosales; Rosaceae
Exons: 6
Coding region: 1-3978 (1325 amino acids)
Molecular function (GO): RNA-DNA hybrid ribonuclease activity; nucleic acid binding
Source: RefSeq, a predicted model, not a curated record
AUGACUUCUCGGGUAACUCGUGUCUCUAGUCCUAAAAGAUGGCAAGCACCUGCAGGAGACCAUAGCUUCAAAUUGAAUGUAGAUGUUGCUUUCCUUCCGGAGCAGACAAGAGGAGGAAUUGGGGGUGUGAUUAGGGAUACAAGAUGUCAAUGUGUGGCUGCGUUUGCUAAACCGAUAGAGUUUACUUCAUCGGCAAAGCAAUGUGAACUGGUUGCUAUACGGGCCAGUAUGGAUAUUCUCCAAUCCCUAAUCCUUCAACAUGUUCUUGUUGAAAGUGAUUCACUAGAAGCGACUGCUGAAGCCAGAGUCGGUAAUUUUGACUUACUUGCUAAUGGAGGCAUAAUUAGAGAUAUCCAAGAUACCUGGACUUGUCUAACUGCUGUUGAGCUUCAGCAUUGUUCUCGAAAUUACAACUCGGUUGCUCAUAGGCUUGCCGCAAUAGGUUUCGAUUCAGAUCGUUACAAGUGGUAUCAGAGCCCACAUCUGGGCAUAUGUCCGUCGGGGUAUGGCGGUGGUAUCUACGGCGGGUACUACAAUCACUAUUCUUCUUACCCACCUCAUACAUCGUUCAAUUUCACUCAACCGAACCCAUACCCACCAUCGCAUCACCACCAAUCUGCUCAACCAAACCCUUACUCACCACCACAAUACUACAAUUCUACAACCCUCAUAAAUGGCCGCCUAAUGUCUCAGCAAUUUCCAUCUUCUCACCCUCACGCACAGGCGCGGCAACCACCAGCUUACUCGCAAUCCAUUUAUCAGUACUCGCACCCUCUGGGCUACUAUCAGCCACCUCCACCACAGCAAAAUAGCGUCACAAUGGUUGUCAAUGGUCACUUGUUGCCAAACCAAUUUCCUGGUGCUUCUCAGACUCACGCACAAUUCAGCCCUACACCAUACCACUCACCUCCGCUUAACCCAAAUCUCGAGGUUCCUCUCCCGAUGAUUUCUCAAAGCCAGUCACAUGAAUCAUCAAGCGCCAGCGUUCAUUCUCAAUUGAUUCCCACAAAAGCCAUGGCCACACAAGCUAUUUCUCAUUCUGCUCCGUCACCUCUAGCGUGUGAGCAACCACAAACAAUUCCUCUCGAGAAUGGUUGGGUAUUUAAUUGGGAGAACCCAGAAUCUAUGGCCCAGCAGAAAGGAAGUGGGAAACUUGUGUCAUCACAACAGCAAGGGGUUCAAAGUCGAGUUGAUAAUCUGCAGAAAUCUGCCUCUACGGUGGUGCCGUCCGAAUCUAUUUCAGCUGCAACUGAGGCUUUGCCAUCACUUUCUCCUGUUGAUAAUGGUAAUAUUUGUAAACCCCAUGUGGAUAGUUGCUUGAAUAUGCAUCAUGUUGCAGGUUGUGUGUUUGGUAUUGAUAAGAGAGAAUAUAAUGAAAGGAUGUGGGUGAAUAGUGGGAAUGGUAGAGAGUAUAAUGAGCUUGAGCUUGAGCGUGUUGUUCUUAAGCAAGAUAUUCAGAUACCAAAUUCUGGUAAACAAGGGAGGGAACCUGAUGAACUUUACCUGUUUGACAAAAUGCCCAAGUCAAAUGGACUGUGUAAUGCAAGUAGUGGCAAGGGUUUAAUUCCGGCCUCCGAUGGUAAGCCACAAUCGAGAGGGCUAUUCCAAGCCGUAAGGUUCAAGAAGAAUGGACUGUCCAAAUCUUUUGUUAAGAGCAUUCUUGACAAAGGAGGAGGACUUGCUACUUGUUGUGAAAUAAUGGAUGCUAUUCAAGACCAUGCUCUCAACCUAUUUGAUAAAAUGCCAAAGUCAGAUGGCUUGUAUGAUGCAGGGAGGAUCAAUUCUUCUCUUACAAGUAUUCAUGACAAAGAGGAUAAAAGUGAAGAAUGGAAUGUUGAUUAUUACUCAGAUGAAGAGAUAGCAACCCUAAUUUCUUGGAGUUAUAGUGAUAAUUCUGAAAGAGUUGAUGGGACAAUUGUGACAGGCUCAGAUGAUGAUGUGGUUACUCAUGAAGGAGGGAGUGUAAAAAAGAUAUUCAAUUCUAGUGCAUCGGUAGCUCUGUCAAAAGCAGCAACAGGUACAUGUUCUCUGGUGAAUGACUCUAUAACAUUGUUUUCAAGACUUGAGUAUUACUUUGAGAGUUCAAAGAAGGUUAAACAGUUUGUACUGCAGCUAUGCUUCUUUGGGUUUGAUCAGAAGGUUUGUGAUAAAGGUGGUGGCAACCCUCUCUUCACACAUGAAUAUUCUAUCAUGUAUAAAGAGCUUGUAGGUACAAGGCGUUUGGUACUUCUUCCCAACUUCACAUAUGCAAUUGGGUGCUCAGAGACAAUUACUGACUCUAUGAAGUCAAAUGAAAAGUUUGUACGGUUUGUUUUGUGUACCCUGGAUGCAGUGCAAUAUGUUUUGUGUACUCUAGAUGCACCUUACACAAUUCAAAAGUUGGAACUCAAACUCAACUAUCAGAAUGUCCUUCAGGUGUUCUCAUCAUGUGUUAGUGUGUUUGUGACGGGAGAAGCAUUUACGAGCUUGGAGUUGUUGCAAAAUGAGAAUAAGAUUGAUCAAGUAUAUGGCAAGGCUAUUGAGUGGAUUCUAUCAAGUGGCAUGAGAGUCCGUUAUAAGAGCACAUCAUUCUCAUAUGGGGAUUUAUCUGAACUUGUGGCAACUGAGUACUUCUCUUGCUCAAUGAGGCCAACUUUUACCAGAGAACUUAUUCUAUACACAAUUCAAAAGUUGGAACUCAAACUCAACUAUCAGAAUGUCCUUCAGGUGUUCUCAUCAUGUGUUAGUGUGUUUGUGACGGGAGAAGCAUUUACGAGCUUGGAGUUGUUGCAAAAUGAGAAUAAGAUUGAUCAAGUAUAUGGCAAGGCUAUUGAGUGGAUUCUAUCAAGUGGCAUGAGAGUCCGUUAUAAGAGCACAUCAUUCUCAUAUGGGGAUUUAUCUGAACUUGUGGCAACUGAGUACUUCUCUUGCUCAAUGAGGCCAACUUUUACCAGAGAACUUAUUCUAUACACAAUUCAAAAGUUGGAACUCAAACUCAACUAUCAGAAUGUCCUUCAGGUGUUCUCAUCAUGUGUUAGUGUGUUUGUGACGGGAGAAGCAUUUACGAGCUUGGAGUUGUUGCAAAAUGAGAAUAAGAUUGAUCAAGUAUAUGGCAAGGCUAUUGAGUGGAUUCUAUCAAGUGGCAUGAGAGUCCGUUAUAAGAGCACAUCAUUCUCAUAUGGGGAUUUAUCUGAACUUGUGGCAACUGAGUACUUCUCUUGCUCAAUGAGGCCAACUUUUACCAGAGAACUUAUUCUAUACACAAUUCAAAAGUUGGAACUCAAACUCAACUAUCAGAAUGUCCUUCAGGUGUUCUCAUCAUGUGUUAGUGUGUUUGUGACGGGAGAAGCAUUUACGAGCUUGGAGUUGUUGCAAAAUGAGAAUAAGAUUGAUCAAGUAUAUGGCAAGGCUAUUGAGUGGAUUCUAUCAAGUGGCAUGAGAGUCCGUUAUAAGAGCACAUCAUUCUCAUAUGGGGAUUUAUCUGAACUUGUGGCAACUGAGUACUUCUCUUGCUCAAUGAGGCCAACUUUUACCAGAGAACUUAUUCUAUAUGGUUACAGAUCUUCAGUUCUGAUGUAUAAACUUGUGCAUAAGAGGGCCGAAGUCAGCGUACUUCUUGGAGCAUAUACGAGAGACUUUAAUUUCAAUGACAACAGCUAUGACACUCACUUCUGUUCUCAUGACCUCGGUGAUGAUAGUCAUGCGGCUCUUCAUGGUAGUGAUACCACUAUUUGUGGAUUGUUGGACACAAGUGCUACUGCAUUUGGUAUGGCUUUCCAACCAAUACACAUAGUUGAUUAUUCUCUUGGUACUUCAUUUAUGCUGUUACUCCUUAGUGCUCUGUUCAUGUCAGUCAGAAACUUGAAUGAAGUUAUUGCUACAGCUUUUGCUCAGUUGAUAUUAAGGUUUACAGGGACAACAAUGAUCAUGGGCCAACUGGUUUCAGGCGACGUCUCAUAUGAGAGCUUGGAAAGUGUCCAAAUUUCGACCCAAAUGUGA